UUACUGCUUUAUUAAGCUAAGCAGCUUGGAUUUGAUGGAUCAGGCCGAGAAACAGAGUGAUUAGGGCAGAGAGAGAGAGAGAGAGAGAUGGGUACGCAGCGAGGGAUAAAAGAAAAAGAGUGGCAGCGAAAGCAGAGAAAGAAGGUAGAUCAGGAGCCUUGCAUUUCGCUUUAGCAUUGCACACAGCACACACCGCCCUACAUACACGCUACUCCUAGUCCUGUACCAGUAGUCUUAACCCCUAGAGCCCGGGGCCUGCGAAGCAUUCAGGUUCAGGAUUUCAGGAGCAAGGUGGUGUGUAGGCAGCAGAGAGGCAUUGCUUCGCGUGGUCAACUCUAAGGAAAGAAAAGAUUUGUUGGUGGGUUCUUGCUGCAACUGAAGCCGGAUUCGUGAUCCCUGGUGCGAUUGGUUGCGGCAAGCUGGCCCAUUGCUCCUAAUUCGUUCCGUGAUUUGAGGCUCCCGGAUAAAAAAUCUGGGCUUGGAGCCAAAUUUGUGCGGGAUUUGAGGUUUCCUUGCGCAAAGGUCGCGCCUUGCCGUGUUUGGUGGCAGAUAGGAGCCUCUGGAUUGGAGUAGAGGAGAGAGGGAGGGGUGUAGAUUCUUCCAUUGCUUUGGACGGGAAGGUAUGAGACCAUGAGAGAAGAGAGCAACAAGAAGAGCAAGCUCUCCUGGUCGAAAUCCCUCGUGAGGAAGUGGUUCAAUAUCAAGACUAAGGCGCAGGAUUUCCAUGCAGAUUAUGAUGCUUGCCAAGGGAGGGACGGCCAUGGUGGUAAAUGGAGGACCAACUGCUCAGAGAGGGAGGCAGGCACAUCCAAGAAAAGCAGAACUGACCGGUCGUCAAAGCGGAAUAUGGACCGGAUCCGUGUAGGGAGGAAUGACUUCGAUGCGGCACGACAGACAGAAGUUCAGGAUUACAGAAUCUUUGCCUCCACAUGGAAUGUCGGUGGUAAAUCCCCACCAAAGGGAUUAAAUUUAGAUGAGUGGCUCCACUCUUCACCUCCAGCUGAUAUCUAUGUGUUAGGAUUUCAAGAAAUUGUUCCUUUGAAUGCUGGAAAUGUUCUUGGCACUGAAGAUAAUCUCCCAGCAAAAAAGUGGGUAUCCCUCAUUAGGAGGACAUUGAACAAGAAUCCUGGGGCGAGCUGUUAUGGUGGCUAUCGCACGCCAUCUCCUGUCCCUGAUCCAGUUGUAGAACUAGAUGCUGAUUUUGAGGGAUCGUCGAGAAGGCAGGAUAGCUUCUCAUUUUUGCAUCGUCGGUCAUUCCACAACCUUAGCCAGAGUUUAAGAGUUGAAGGGAACUAUAUGUUAUCACAACCAAAGUUGGAUCGUAGGUUUAGUGUGUGUGACCCGGUUAGCUUGAGAGGCAGACCGAGUGAUUUUGAUGGAAACUUUCCAUACAUGGGAUCACCGGAUGAUCAUUAUGUUGAGGAGGAUGCAAGUAAGGGAGCAUAUUUUUCACCUUUGCCAUAUGGCUAUGGUGCCUCAGCACCUAUGGAAGAAAAUGAUGACCAGCCAAAUACAUCUAGGUAUUGUUUGGUGGCCAGCAAGCAGAUGGUUGGUAUAUUUCUCACCGUUUGGGUACGCAGCGAAAUAAGACAUGAUGUGAGAAACCUGAAAGUUUCUUGCGUGGGUAGAGGACUAAUGGGUUAUCUUGGAAAUAAGGGGUCUAUAUCCAUUAGCAUGUCUUUGCAUCGCACAACCUUUUGUUUUAUCUGUUGUCAUUUGACCUCUGGGGAAAAGGAGGGAGAUGAACUGCGGAGGAAUUCUGAUGUUAUGGAAAUUCUAAGGAAGACUAUAUUUCCUCGGGUCUGUGGUGCUGGUGAUGUCAAGUCACCAGAAACAAUUCUUGAGCAUGAUCGUAUCAUAUGGCUUGGCGAUUUGAAUUACCGGAUUGCCCUUUCAUACUGCUCGGCUAAAGUGCUUGUUGAAAUGCAUAAUUGGAAGCAACUAUUGGAGAAAGAUCAGCUUCGAAUAGAACAAAGAUGUGGGCGUGUUUUCCAGGGAUGGAAAGAAGGAAGGAUUUAUUUUCCUCCAACAUAUAAAUACUCAUUCAACUCAGAUCGUUAUUCUGGGGAUGGUGUGCGUCCCAAAGAAAAGCGGAGAACACCAGCUUGGUGUGAUCGCAUUUUGUGGUAUGGUAACGGCCUCAUGCAGUUGUCCUAUGUUCGUGGAGAGUCCCGUUUCUCUGACCAUAGACCAGUGUAUAGUAUUUUCAUGGCUGAGGUUGAAAUUGUCCGCCAGAGGAGAAGGAACCUGGGCUAUUUCAGCUCUAGAAUUGAGGUGGAAGAGCUUUUGCCAUAUUCUUACAGCCCUGGAGAAAUGAAGUUCUACUAAACUGGCUCACAUUGACAUAUGGUUGGAGCUUGUUUUCUACUUGAACUUAAGUUGACGGGUUCUUGAUGAGCAAUAACUGGGGUCAAAGGUUGGUUAGAUGAUCAGAUGAAACCUGACAGUAUUUUUUCAUCUGGUUUUCAUUUUUAGCUCUCAAGAUUCACGCUUGACUUUGAAUAAUUAUUGCCGAGUUCUAACCUCAAGUCAGAUGCUUGAGAAGCACAUUUUGCAAAAACUUACUUAAAGGAUACUCAGGCAAUUUUGCUGCUAACUAUUUGCCUGUGAACAGCCAUGUUCAAACAAGGAUCAGCCCACGUCUGUACAUCAUUAACUAUACAGCUCAAGCAACCCUUGCCUUCCAUUUGACGUCCUCUUUUUUUAGGGAUGUUAAUAAACUUCAUCAUUUUUCUUCCCCCUUUGCCUCUGGGAACUUUGUAACAUGGCCGGUGUACCAGUAUCAGCAUGAGGUGUAAAAUCAUUGCAAAUCUGCGUUAGGAAUGAUGCUUGAAUUGAACUGAUCCUGCAUCAUGAUUUUCCAGCGCUGAGGGAACCGUGAUAGAUUGAUGUGACUUCAGAUUUUUGCAAAGUUGUAAUCAUGUGCAUAACUCCCCCCCCCCCCCGUGGUGUAGUACUUGAGAAGCAAAAUGAUGCCUGCAUUUGCUGUGCUCAUUGCUGUGACAAAAAGAAAAGUUGAGCUAAAAUUUUCUAGUUCUUGGACAGAGUCUUGUUUCCUUGCCGGAAUGCAUGGUUGUAUAUGUUAUCAGUUUGCUUGUCCUCUACAUUACGCAUA
Phragmites australis (common reed) is the source of this 3115-nucleotide messenger RNA. RefSeq names its product type I inositol polyphosphate 5-phosphatase 4-like. Gene Ontology annotation, molecular function: inositol-polyphosphate 5-phosphatase activity; phosphatidylinositol-3,4,5-trisphosphate 5-phosphatase activity; phosphatidylinositol-4,5-bisphosphate 5-phosphatase activity. The transcript is spliced from 13 exons. Lineage: Eukaryota; Viridiplantae; Streptophyta; Magnoliopsida; Poales; Poaceae. Gene Ontology annotation, biological process: phosphatidylinositol dephosphorylation. Bases 631 to 2328 code for a protein of 565 amino acids. The record is from RefSeq and is a predicted model, not a curated record.